AGAUAAACUACGUGGAUGUGUCUCUCCUGGCCCUUCUUUCCCCCUUACUAACUGGUGUUGCCUAUUCUUUCCAGGGAUCCAGUUUCGUCUCCCUUCUUCCUGCAGUGUGGACCGAGCCGAUCCACCUCCAGUGGUGACGCACAUGCCUAGCUAUAUGUCGAAGACGCCCCCGCCGGCACCACCUCGCGCCACCUCCAAGCCCCUCAUCUCCGUGACGGCCCAGAGCAGCACAGACUCCACUCAGGACGCCUACCACGAGGGGAGGGACCCGCGGGGGAGUGUACUGUGGGCGCCGGACUGUCUGGGCGGCUCGGGUCAAACCCUCUACAACUCCACCGACAGCCUGGACAGCACCAAUGUGGUGACGCUGGCCAUGGAGACGGCAGGGAGCAAGCGGCACGCCUCCUCGGGCAGCCACAGCUCGGUGCAGACGUGUGACAAGGCGGUGUUGGUGUCCAAGGCUGAGGAAUACCUGAAAACGCCACGUUCCUCCAUAGGGAUACAGGUGGAGACGGCGACGGACUCGGAGUCGGAGGGUAAAUGUCUUCCUCAGUACCAUUCUGUUGGCACCCAGGUGGAGGAUAACAAACGGCAUGGCAGGUUCAAGCGCUCCAACAGUGUGACGACAGCCGUACAAGCUGACAUGGAACUAGAGGGCUUCCCCACCAUGGAGGACAAGGGACUGCAGUUUGGAGGGGGCUUGGGUUUCCGAGGGGGCCACUCGGAGCCCAGUACACCCACCCAGUACGGGGCCGUCCGCACCGUCCGCACCCAGGGCCUCUUCAGCUACCGGGAGGACUACCAGCGUUCCUCCAGCGGUCCACCCAGUCCGCAGCCCGAGUCGUGGCUGACAGAGCCCUCUCUGGAGGGGGCUGAGACGGGCCGAGUGUCCCCCCUCCGCAGGGACGGCAGCUGGUUCAUGCAGCUACUCCAUAAUGAAACUAAGAGGAUGGAGGGAUGGUGUAAAGACAUGGAGAGAGAGGCGGAGGAGCAUGACCUGUUGGAGGAGAUCCUAGGGAAAAUCCGGAGUGCGGUGGGCAGUGCACAACUCCUCAUGUCUCAAAAAUUCCAGCAGUUCUACUGGCUGUGUCAACAGAACCUGGACCCCAGCGCCAUGCCCCGCCCCACCUCUCAGGACCUGGCCGGAUUCUGGGACUUGCUGCAGCUCUCAAUUGACGACGUCACUGCCAAAUUUAAUGAAUUACAGCAGAUCAAGAGCAAUGAGUGGAGGCUCGUGGAGAGCCCAGAGAAGAAGACGCCAUUACAGGAGAGGAAGUGGCCUCCCCCGCUGCCAAAGAGACCUCCGAAGGGGCGUGGUGGCGUGGUGCGGGAGCGCUCUCUGGACCUGCAGGACCGCCAGCGUCAGGAGGCCCGGCGCCGUCUUCUGGCUGCCAAGCGGGCGGCUUCCUUCAGACAGAACUCAGCCACGGAGCGGGCGGACAGCAUCGAGAUCUACAUCCCCGAGGCCCAGACACGUCUUUGAGGUUCGAGGAUUUACCCCCCCUACCCCUGUUUUGCCCAUAUCCGCCCCCAUACCUCAGCCCCAGCCAGUGGGUGUAACCCAGACCCCUUCCUCUCUCCUUCUUAUCUGUGCAAAUGUCUCUCACUCCACACGUUUUUUUCUCCACCUGUUGCCAUUCUUCUGGUGUCCUCUCCCCUUUAAGAUGGAGGGAAUAUUCCCCACUCCACUACAAUGAGCUGCUAGUACACCCUCCCCUUUAACCGAACUGAUCCACCAUCACAAUUAUAUUUGGGUAAAUACAAGCAAAUAAAUUAUUUUCUAUACUGUAACCAAUGUUGUUGUUGGAAAUGUACUUCCCCCUAAGAGCUUUUGCAUUGCCAUCAUGUAUUAUUAUAAGCCUCUGGGUAAAGUUAAGGGGGAUGUCAGUAUUUUUCCACAGUGUUCAAAGGGAAUCACAAAGUGCAACUUUUUUAUGGAGAAUCUCACCAGCAACAGUGGUCUUGGGCUAAAACACCCUGUGUGGAGACUACUGCAUCCCAGUGGUAGCACAGAGGUGGUGAUGACUCACUGUCAAGACAGAUGUCUGAAAAUCUCUCCCCAUGUUGGUGGGUUGACAGCAUAAGUGGGGGGGGGGUAUAUCAUGUGAUUGAUCAACACCUGCUAUUGAAAUACCUCAGUCUUGCAGGUAAACACCAUAGACAUAUAAUUCUAAUCUAAGUCUAUUCUAUUUCUAUGGUAAAGACAGAGAAGUCAUCAUAUCUGAAAUGGUUGCACUCGCACAGCAUGCUGGGUGGGUAUAGUAAUUAUUUUGUUAUUCUAGGGACGUACUCACACAACUUUUUACCAUGCUAGCUACUGCAGCCCCUGACUAACGUCACCCCACUACCAGACUAUCUGCAGCCACUGACUAACAUCACACCACUUUAUACCAGGCUAGCUACUGCAGCCCCUGACUAACGUCACCCCACUACCAGACUAUCUGCAGCCACUGACUAACAUCACACCACUUUAUACCAGGCUAGCUACUGCAGCCACUGACAAAUGUUACCAGGCUAGCUACUGCAGCCACUGACAAAUGUUACCAGGCUAGCUACUGCAGCCACUGACUAACGUCAGACCACUUUUUACCAGGCUAGCUGCCUCAGCCACCGACUAAUGUUACCAGGCUAGCUACUGCAGCUACUGACUAAUGUUACCAGGCUAGCUGCCUCAGCCACUGACUAAUGUUACCAGGCUAACUGCCUCAGCCACUGACUAAUGUUACCAGGCUAGCUGCCUCAGCCACUGACUAAUGUUACCAGGCUAGCUGCCUCAGCCACUGACUAAUGUUACCAGGCUAGCUACUGCAGCCACUGACUAAUGUUACCAGGCUAGCUACUGCAGCUACUGACUAAUGUUACCAGGCUAGCUGCCUCAGCCACUGACUAAUGUUACCAGGCUAGCUGCCUCAGCCACUGACUAAUGUUACCAGGCUAGCCGCCUCAGCAACUGACUAAUGUUACCAGGCUAGCUGCCUCAGCCACUGACUAAUGUUACCAGGCUAGCUGCCUCAGCCACUGACUAAUGUUACCAGGCUAGCUGCCUCAGCAACUGACUAAUGUUACCAGGCUAGCUGCCUCAGCCACUGACUAAUGUUACCAGGCUAGCUGCCUCAGCCACUGACUAAUGUUACCAGGCUAGCUGCCUCAGCCACUGACUAAUGUUGCUGAGAAAUGGGAUGUGAAAAAUACAUGCAGUAUUACAUUAGGGCUGCAUUGAUGCAUUUUCACUUCUGAUAAUGGCAUUGAUGUAAGGCUGAAACAUGCUUAUGAUAUGGGUGGUACAGUACAUUUAUUCCUCUGAUACAUGUUUCCAUUGCAACACUAUUGUAAAUCAUUUAAAGGAAACAAAUGUUUCUAAUUCUGGAAGAAAAAAAAUGUACUAUAUGAUACAAUGCAUUUUUGCACCUUAUAUGUACUAUUCAUGUUUGUAUUUCCAAGGGAAAUGUAGUUCAUGAUGCUCACUUGCUAUUGUUGCAGUUUAUUUGCAAGGACAGAUGUGGGAUAUUUUCUACUGAAUAGGACUAUUAGGUUAUUCUAUAGUCCACUUUGAGUUGUGUGUUUAGCCCCAUAAUGACAUUCUGGCAUUCAAGCCUCUGGUGUCAAGUACGAUUGAUUGUAAUGAUAAAUCAUGUAAUCUAUCACACCCACAUAUAUAUUAGAUUGAACUCGAUAUUCUCAUAGUAGAUGGUGUGAAAAAGUGAGUAUCUAUCGGGUGUAGAGAACAGUGGCCUAACAGUCCUACCUAUUAGGGACCACAUCACAGCCAUAUCAUCCCAUCUGGCACACAACAAUCAAGUACAGAUGUAGUGUGGGACAGACAGGUGCAAAUGACACUUUAACACUAUCUAGUUACUAGUAAAUGGUGCUGUUUUUUACUCUGAAACGGUUGUUAUUUACCCUGUCCUACACACACAGCUACUUUUUAACAUAUUUACUAAAUGGUGCCCAUAGCAUCUGGAAUUAAAGAUGGUUGCUAUUGACUUGCGAAAACACCAUCUUUGCAAAUAGUCUAUUUGCAGUGUUAAUUUUUGCUUAGCAGUUGUUUAUUGAAGAGGCAGAGAAAAUACAUAUUAAUGAGGAAUUUCCAGUCCAUCUCUGGACAGCAGAAAAUAGGGUUUCUGUCAUGGCAGGGAGUGUGUUUGUGUGUGUGUGUGUGUGUGUGUGUGUGUGUGUGUGUGUGUGUGUGUGUGUGUGUGUGUGUGUGUGUGU
Messenger RNA from Oncorhynchus mykiss (rainbow trout), 4212 nucleotides. RefSeq names its product disks large-associated protein 2. Gene Ontology annotation, biological process: signaling. Lineage: Eukaryota; Metazoa; Chordata; Actinopteri; Salmoniformes; Salmonidae. The record is from RefSeq and is a predicted model, not a curated record. Gene Ontology annotation, cellular component: postsynaptic specialization; glutamatergic synapse. Gene Ontology annotation, molecular function: molecular adaptor activity.